This is a messenger RNA of Linum trigynum, 2280 nucleotides long. The record is from the annotation of a GenBank genome assembly. NCBI's taxonomy places the organism in Eukaryota, Viridiplantae, Streptophyta, Magnoliopsida, Malpighiales, Linaceae.
AUGAUGCUCGGUUCGAAACGAAUGGCGGGAGGCGAACUGAAAUUGGGGUACAUGAGCUCCAACGAUCAUCAUCGUCGUCAUCACGUUGCCACUCCUGAUCGUCGUCGCGACGCUACUAAUGUGAUGCUGAGGAAGUACAGCGAGCGGAGGUUGGCUCCGCUCGUAAAUCCCGGAGCCCAAGGGCGCGACGACGACCACCACAAGGACGGACUGUACCCGGAGGUAUGGCACGCUUGUGCAGGGCCGCUAGUGUAUGUGCCCGAGGUUGGGGAGUAUGUGUAUUAUUUCCCCCAGGGCCAUAUCCAACAGGUCCUUGCAUGCGUGAAUCGAGACAGUGAAAUCGACUUGCCUCCAUGUAAUCUGCCGGCUAAAUUGCUCUGCAAAGUUACCGACGUCCAACUAAAGGCGGAAGCCGGGACCGAUGAAGUGUUCGCACUCAUCGUUUUGCUGCCCUUGGGCGAGGAGGAUGGGGAGAAUUCAUUACUUGGGAGGAGGAAGAGCAGCUGGGGAAGUGGCGGCGGCGGGAGGUGUUUUACGAAGAAGCUGACUCCUUCCGACACCAGCAAACACGGCGGAUUCUCCGUGCCGCGCCGCCAAGCGGAAGAGUGUCUCCCACCUCUGGACAUGAGUCAGGAGCCGCCUGUGCAGGAGAUCGCGGCGAAAGAUUUGCAUGGGAACCUCUGGCGGUUUAGGCACAUUUACAGAGGUGACCCGAAGAGGCAUUUGUUGACGAGCGGUUGGAGCACGUUCGCCACCUCCAAGAGAAUAUCUCCUGGCGAUCAAUUCAUUUUCGUCAGAGGAGAGAACGGGGAGCUGCGGGUUGGAGUUCGUCGUGGAGGCAGGCUGCACCACAACAACAACAACAAGAACAUUACUACUACAGCUGCAUCUGCCGCCGCCUCUGUAAUAUCAGUCAACUGCAUGCUCCAUGGCAUCCUUGCUAACGCCUGCCACGCUGUUUCUACUGCCUCCACCUUCACCGCUUAUUAUCGCCCUUGGAGCAAUUCCAGCGAGUUCAUCGUGCCAGCGAGUCAGUACCUCAAGUCUGCUGAUAUCGACUAUUCCCCCGGGACGAGGUUCAGAAUGUCGUUCGAAGCUGAAGAAUCUGUAGAACAAAGGAUUGAGAGAUUCGAAGGAACGAUCGUUAACAGUGACAUCGUGGAUCCGAGGCAUUGGCCAGAUUCGGAAUGGGAAGGCCUAACAGUCAAAUGGGAUGCCACGUCGGAUACGUUGGUGCGCCCAGAGAGAGUUUCACAUUGGAAUAUUGAGCCCAUAGAGCCCAUCAAAAUGAAGGGGCCCACUUCCCCACUACGCUAUCUGAUCAAGAGGCCCAGGCCCACCAACUUUCUUGACAACAACUCGCCCACUGCUGCUCCUCCUGGCGCCACUGAUCAGUUUCAGGCAGCCACCGAUCACUUCACCCAGAUUGCUAAAGGAAUGUUGCGCAGCAAUCCAUUUCUUUUGCAGAACCUUGAUCUAGAGGUUUUUCGACCUCAAAAUAGUAAGAAAACUAAGACUGAGGUUUUGGAUGAAUUGAAACCCCCUAAAAUACCACAUUGGAUGAUUCACCCUCAGAUGAACUAUCCAGUACCCUUUGCUAUUAUUGGCCCUACAAGCAACAAUCCACAAGUCGAAGUAGUAGGCGACCCAAUAGUAGUAGAUCAGGAUUCGGAUCCUAAAAAAUUGACGUCCUCUCCAGUUCCAUUUCUGGAGUCUGGAGAGGAAGCAAACGAAGCUCUGCAGCUUGUUUCACCGAGUGAAAGCAAGUGCAUGCUGUUUGGAGUUAACCUCUCCGGCAAGCCAUUGGAGCUCCCUUCACCACAAAUUGUUACUUUUGGUAGCGAGACGGAAAGUCUCUCUAACCACUCUAUCGUCCCUCCUUCGACUUCUCAUUCGAGCGUCUCGGAGACGAUAUCUAAGGCCAGUACCCCUCUCGAUCAUCAUCUUCAUCAAGCUAAUUAUGGUCAGUGCAAUAACUGCACAGUUACAUCUUCUUCACCGGUUAAUCGCACCUGCAUCAAGGUAUUGAAAGAGGGAAGCCAACUAGGAAGGUUUGUUGAUCUAAUGCAAUUCAAUGGGCAUGGACAACUGAUUACUGAGCUUGACCAAAUGUUUGGCUUUCGAGGAAGCUUGAUGGAUCGAAAUAGUGGGUGGCAUGUCACCUACGGUGAUGUCGAAAGUGAUACAAAUCACAUAAUGUUUCCCAUUUUGGACCGUGAAUGGCAGCAACUCGUGAGUGUUGCUCAGAAGUUGGUCAUCUGUCCGAAAGAAGCCUAUUAA